Messenger RNA from Penicillium paradoxum, 501 nucleotides. RefSeq lists its product as uncharacterized. Lineage: Eukaryota; Fungi; Ascomycota; Eurotiomycetes; Eurotiales; Aspergillaceae. Bases 1 to 501 code for a protein of 166 amino acids. The record is from RefSeq and is a predicted model, not a curated record. The transcript is spliced from 2 exons.
AUGGCAUCACAAUGUGUUGAUGGCAAUCGCCAACCACUUAAAUAUCUCCGUGAAAGCACAAACAAAACAGCCAAGGUGGGUUUGGGUCGUGGGGUUCCUGCUCUGCACCAAACCCAACAUCAACAAGGAGAUCUUCUGAAUGCUGCAGAUUAUGGAACUGACCCAUUUGAGGAACUAUUUGAUCAGAUGAUUGAUUCGAACUUUUUCCAUACCGAGAGGUUGAGUUUCAAGUGUACAGACCAAGAUCCCGGGGAUCUUAUCGUCGCAGAAAACGAUUCUUGCGUCUCUCCCUUCCCAAACGCUGAACACUCGACGUGGACAGACAUAUCUUCCAGCUCAUCUGGAGAUAGUGAAGUAGGGACCCCAUACCAAGCUCAAGAGAACAGCCUAGAAAACAGCUUGGCACACCUAAAUGAGUAUACAAGGGAUGAACUUUAUUUCGGAUUUUCUAUUAGCAGUGGCUGGUCGAGCACAUUCUUUCCGCAUGGAGACGAGAGAUAA